GGGGUCGGUUCUGGCUGGGAAAGGCUGCAGGGGAGGGGACAGCCAAGCACUGAAGCGCUCCCGACUUCACCGUGUAGAGAGCUGGGUUCAGAACCAUGUCCGAGCCGGAGCAGGGCCAGGAGCCGGGGCUGGGCACAGAGGCCAGGCCACGACAGCCAGCCCCGCCGGCCCGGCGCCCUGAUGAGGAGCUGGCAGAGCCCACCCAGGGCCAGGCAACGCGCCUCUGUGUGGUGGUCAGGGUGCGGCCGCUGAGCUGCGCAGAGCGCAGCAGAGGGGACCGGCAGGCGGUGCACUGCCCUGGCGACAACACCAUCGCGGUGAGUGCCUCCCCCCGCAGCGCAGCGCCUGCAGGCAGAGCUGUCCCUGAGCCCAGGCCUCUCUCCUGCUGCCAGGUGCAUGAGGCAGGGCAGGAGGCUGCAUUUGGAUUCGGUGCGGUGUUCGACGCCGGUGCAGACCAGGCCGAGGUGUUUGAGGGCAGCGGCGUGAAGCGGCUCGUCGAGCUGGCGGUGGAUGGGUUCUCCUGCACCGUCUUUGCCUUUGGACAGACAGGCUCGGGGAAGACCUACACACUGACAGGGCCCCCGGCUCAGGGUGAGGGCCAGGUGGCGCCCAGCUUUCGGGGUCUGAUGCAGCGCUCCUUCGCCUGGCUCCUGGAGCAGAGCCAGUGCCGCAGGCCUGAUGUUGCCCUCAGUGCGUCCUACGUGGAGAUCUACAAUGAGCAGGUGAGGGACCUGCUGAGCCCAGGACCCCGCUGCCCUCUGCCCCUGCGCUGGAGCAAAGCACGGGGCUUCUACAUCGAGGGACUGCUCAGCACGGAGAUCGAGGGCCUGGAGACCAUCAUGGACCUGCUGCAGGAAGGCGCACAGCGGCGGCAGAGCUCCGCACACACGCUGAACGGGCACUCGAGCCGCAGCCACGCACUGCUGACCGUGCAGCUGCAUGCCCGCGGGGAGGCGACAGGCCCAGGGACCAGCUCCUGCCUCGGCCGGUGGGGCACGCUGCGCUUCGUGGACCUGGCCGGCAGCGAGAGGGUGAAGGACACCGGCUCAGUGGGGCAGCUGGCCCGGGAAGCCAACAGCAUCAACCGCAGCCUCCUGGCCCUGGGGCACUGCAUCGCACGGCUGGCGGAGGGCCAGAGGCGCCGUGCCCACAUCCCCUACCGCGACAGCAAGCUCACCCAGCUGCUGGCCGCUGCCCUGGGCGGUGCCGGGGUCACGCUUAUGGUCGCCUGCGUCUCCCCGUCCUCACGGUGCCUGCCAGAGACGCUGAGCACGCUGCGCUACGCCAGCAGGGCCCGCAGGGUCACCAGCCGGCCGGUGGCAACACGGGUCUCCCGGGAGAGGCGACUGCGGAGCUUGGAGCAGGAGAUCCAGGCCCUGAGGGAAGAAAACCUCACCCUGCGCCAGCAGCUGCAGAUGCCCAGGACACCGGGCAGGCCCCCCGGCACCCUCACCACUCCCCUGAACGGGCCCGCCGGCACAGGCAGCACUCCCAGGCCAAGCGGGGUCCCACAGGGGCCACCUGGCAUGGGCUGGCACAGCCUCCUGCAAGACCUCCUGGUGGGGAACGAGGAGCUCAGGCACUUCGCACUGCUCCGCGGCCGCCACUGCUGUGUCCUGGCCCCACGCUCCCAGGAGGAUGCCCACGUCUCAUGCCCCGGCCUUGUGCCCUGUACCCUGCCCAGCCAUCCCCCAGCACUGGGCAGGGCCCUGCCGGAGCUCCCUGGUGCAGCCCCUUCCCCACCCUGGAGCAGGCAGGGCGGCACGGCAGACUCAGCGCCCAGCUUCUCCUUGCAGCCGCUGGUGGAGCUGCCGGUGCUGGAGGGGCUCACUGCUGCGAGCGGGGCCCAGGGCCGGCAGCCCAGCCCCUGGAAGAACCGCGCUUCGCCCUGGCCCCGGCAGCACCCCACGGACCCCCAGCCACGCUGGCGGAGGAGGAGCCCAGGCAGAGGCAGGAGCUCUGCCAACCAGCGCCCACCGAAGCAGCCUCAGGGCACCACACUUCCACCCCCGCCGCAGGGGCAGGUUGUGCCCUCAGCGCCCCCCUGGCCCGAGGAGCCAGGGCAGGAAGCAGAUGCUGUCCCAGCGCUGGAAGAGGCACUGGCCUUGCUGCCAGAGUGGACCCAAUACUGCAGCCUGCCGGGCCCCAGCUCUGCUGGCCAGGAAGCCAGCCAGAGGCCUUGAGCACUGGCUGGACGUGAUGACUGGGUCCGUGCAGCCGGCGCCCGACGCUGCACACAGACUCCUGCUCCCUCUGCAGAGCGCCUGCGUCCAGGCUGGCGCAUCGUCACACUGUGGACUGAGGGUCACGGGCCCUGCUGGU
Messenger RNA from Alligator sinensis (Chinese alligator), 2322 nucleotides. RefSeq names its product kinesin family member 12 (gene KIF12). Lineage: Eukaryota; Metazoa; Chordata; Crocodylia; Alligatoridae. Gene Ontology annotation, molecular function: ATP binding; microtubule motor activity; microtubule binding. The record is from RefSeq and is a predicted model, not a curated record. Bases 96 to 2183 code for a protein of 695 amino acids. The transcript is spliced from 16 exons. Gene Ontology annotation, biological process: microtubule-based movement.